Molecule: messenger RNA, 1738 nt
Organism: Ricinus communis (castor bean)
Lineage: Eukaryota; Viridiplantae; Streptophyta; Magnoliopsida; Malpighiales; Euphorbiaceae
Product: G-type lectin S-receptor-like serine/threonine-protein kinase CES101
Exons: 1
Coding region: 365-1582 (405 amino acids)
Biological process (GO): recognition of pollen
Source: RefSeq, a predicted model, not a curated record
UCUUAUGUUGGGGGUCAAAAGCAUCGCAGGAAACUUUAGGGUUUACGUUAAGAUGAAUGGUGGCACACUUUUUUCAAACUUGUUUUACUGGCUAUAAAACUUUUCAAAGUAAAUGCAUAGAAAUUCUCUGGUCUUCCAAAUCCUUAAUGACAAUUAAUCAAUGUAGCAAGGAAAAAUGACCAAGUUGUAGGACCGUGAUGUCCUACAUCUGUAAAAUGUUAUCCCUGUUGAAAACUUGCAAAGCUAAACAAAGACUAGUCGAUCAAUUAUAUCCUAUCCUCAUGAGCUUUUUCAAGUUAUAAAUGCAUUCCAAGAAUACACGAGAUCUUUCCAGGCCACUAAGAAAACCUUUUGUUAAGCACUAAUGGCGAGUGCAAAUUUAUUUCUCCUUUUCAUCAUUUCAAGCCUGUUUAGCUCAAACUGCAUUUCCUUUGCUGAAACUGACACAAUCAAACAAGGUCAGCUGCUUCGCGACUGGGAGCAGCUGGUUUCUGCAGGAGGGGUCUUCAGGUUGGGAUUCUUUAGCCCCAAUCCUACAUAUUCAAUCGAGCUUGGUUCCUCAGGUCCCCGCCACUUAGGAAUAUGGUUCAAUUACAUACCAUUUUACUCGGUUUGGGUGGCUAACCGGAAAGACCCUAUUCCUGAUUCCUCCGGUGCUCUAACCGUAGAUGGAGAUGGAAAAUUAAAGAUUACAUACCAAGGAGGUUCACCAAUUGUUAUAAAUUCCAAUAUGGCUUCAAAGUCUUCACCAGGUGGCAAUUUUACAGCCACCCUGUUAGAUUCUGGAAACCUUGUCAUUCGACAAGUUGAUUCAACAGGAUCAUUGGGACCUAUUUUAUGGCAGAGUUUUGAUUACCCCCAUAAUAUAUUACUGCCUGGAAUGAAACUAGGCAUGAAUAUAAAAACAGGGCAAAACUGGACACUCAGUUCAUGGUUAAGUGAAAAAAUUCCUGCUCCUGGCGCUUUCAAAUUAGGCUUGGAUCCAAGUGGUGCAAACCAACUUCUCAUUUGGCGUCGAGAUGAGAUUUACUGGUCAAGUGGAGUAUGGCAGAAUGGGAGUUUUGAGUCAGCACCUGAGCUGACGAAAAGAAAUGAUCUAUUGGACUUCAGGUUUGUUGCAAAUGAGGAGGAGAGGUACUUCACAUAUUCCAUCAAGAAGAAGUCUGUUUUAUCCAGGUGGGAUUUGGACACACUAGGCCAAAUUACAGCUUUCAUUUUGGAAAGAAAUGAUUCUUCCAGUAUCUGGAUUUAUGAUACUGUCGGUCCAUGCCAAUAUGCUUCGAAGAACUCAACUGCAGUUUGCCUAACAGAGAAGCCGACUAAGUGCAGGAAUGGUUCGGAAAUGUUUGUCCCAAAGAGAGGGUAUAUUGAUUAUACUGCAGAUUGGUAUUAUGACUCUGACUUCAACUUGAGUCUUAGUGAUUGUCAUGCCAAAUGCUGGAAAAAUUGCUCCUGUGUUGCAUAUAAGCCUGCAUCUAAUGAUGAUACUGGAUGCCAUUUUUGGAGCAAACUGUCAAACUUCACUCCUGGUGACAAUUUCGACUUUGUUUACCUUCUUUCUCAUCAAAAUAUUACAAGUUAAGGUAAAUAUUAUUUUAUAUAUGUGGCAGAGUGUGCCCUUUUAGACCGAGUGCUUUUCUUUACUGUACCAACUCUUUCUUUGUAUCAAACAGUACUACUGGAGAGUUGAAAGUUCCUACAUUACCAUAUUCUAUCAUUUCACAUCUCUCUUAUAUUA